Electrophorus electricus (electric eel) is the source of this 4873-nucleotide messenger RNA. NCBI's taxonomy places the organism in Eukaryota, Metazoa, Chordata, Actinopteri, Gymnotiformes, Gymnotidae. The record is from RefSeq and is a predicted model, not a curated record.
UUGAGUUGACUAGUAAGAGCUCAUUACACAGUACACACACACACACACGUUUAGUAUUGAAGGGCUGGAAUACCCCUGAGCUGCUGGUCUGGAGAUACCUGACUAACUGACAGUGCUGUUCCAUAACGUGUGUGUGUGUGAAUGCACAUCUGCAUAUGUGUUUUUAAUUGUAUGUGUGUUAGUGUGUGUGUUAAUAAGUGUUUGUAUCAGUUAGUGUAGGUGUGUAUUAUUAGCGAUUUGCACACUUCAGUUAUGUAAUGAAAAGUCUCAGAGGGUCAGAGGAAUUCUCUACAGCUAAAACAAGAAAGAGUUCCAUUGGUUUGAUGUUGGUUUAGAAGCCCUUGGGCUUGUCCUCUCUGCAAUGAACAAAACAGUUCGAUCCAUUCCAACAGCAUAUAAAACAGGCCAAACUAAGCACAGUGUGUUUGAACAUGUGGCUGGACAGCGUUCAUGUGUGAAACCUGAAACGUUUCACACAGUUCACAUUUUUGCCAUUGCAUUGAUUUAAAAAGAAGCAAUAAUGUCUUCCUUUGAUGCAUCUUCUUACAAAGACUAAUUUUCUCUAAAACAAGGUAAGUAAUGCGCCCAGAUAACAUUUCAGAGUUUGAGCACUGGCUUUGCAUACUGAAUUGAAUUUUUGACACCAUCGUUAUUGUCCUUUCUAGUAUUGCAAAGUAAAAUUACAUGGAUCUAUUCACACUGUUUACUGUUUUUGUUCAGCUAACAGUUCUUUGAUUAUUUACUCUGUUAACAAAUUGAAAACUGCAAAACUAUCCUUCAAAUUUGUACUGAAGUACAAAUUAGCCUGAAAACACAAUCAUUUCCCACCCAGUCCCUGAAGAGAACAUCCCCCCCUGCAGUAUUCCAGUGUAGAUGGGGGACUGGAACUUUCUGGGUGGGAUACUGGAGGAGAUGCACGUCCACUCUACCAUGGUGGGCAAGACGUGGCUCACCAUCCUCUUCAUCUUCCGCAUGUUGGUUCUGGGCGUUGCGGCCGAGGACGUGUGGAGUGACGAGCAGCAGGAAUUCAUCUGCAACACGGAACAGCCGGGCUGUCGCAACGUCUGCUACGACCGCGCCUUCCCCAUCUCGCUCAUCCGCUACUGGAUGCUGCAGGUCAUCUUUGUGUCCUCGCCCUCACUCAUCUAUAUGGGCCAUGCCAUUUACCGCCUGCGCGCGCUGGAGAAGCAGCGCUACUGCAGGAAGGAGGUGCUACGGCAGGAUCUGGAGGUGCUGGACAAGGAGCAGGUGGAGCUGCGCAGGCGGGUUGAGAGGGAGCUGAAGCAGCUGGACCAGGCCAAGCUGAACAAGGCUCCGCUGCGUGGGUCACUGCUCCACACCUACGUGGCCCACGUCGUGGCCCGCGCACUUCUGGAGGUGGGCUUCAUGCUGGGCCAGCACCUGCUGUACGGCCCCCAGCAGGAGGCGCGAUACAGGUGCAGGCGAGAACCCUGCCCCAACGUGGUGGACUGCUUCAUCUCGCGACCCACGGAGAAGAGUGUGUUCAUGGUGUUCAUGCAGGCGAUUGCAGCCGUGUCGCUUGUCCUCAGCCUGAUGGAGAUCAUGCACCUGGGCUACAAGAAGCUGAAGAGGGGACUUCUGGACCAACACCCACACCUGAAGGAGAACCUGGUUGAUUAUGACGGUAGCAAGUCCAAGAAGAGCUCAGUAGUACAGCAGGUGUGCACAAGCCAGGGUGGCAUGGCCACCCCACCCACAACCCUGAGUGGCUACACACUGCUCACAGAGAAGCAGGCCAAUGGCCCUGCCUACGCAGCCCUCAUCAGCACCUCUUCCACCUUCCUCCACCCUGUAGGUGGGUGCAGUGCAGAUGUGCAGAGGGAAGGAGACAACAACACACCCAGUCCCACUGAGCACAACAGCAACUCCAACAACACAGGCAGCGACACACACUCUCCUCUUGGCCUCAAGGCUGAGCUGUCAGACCACAUGCCUACACACUCAGAGGAGCUUGCUAGUGAAAGCCCCAGCAAGCCUCAUCUCCCUGGAGAGCUCUCGACAUCCUGCUCUGCUGUCUGCCCCUGCCGUGGUGUGCAGAGAACACGGAGGGUCCGCGGACCGUGGAACUGCAGCACAGUGAAGGAGGAUAGCACCUCCUUCAGCAGCGCAGUUUGCACUGCUGCAGCCGUACCACCACAGUGCCUCCGUCUGGCUGGAUGCACCAAGUCCUUCCCCAAACCUGAAUUGAGGAGGUGCAGUCGAACACACACAUCAGAUUCUGCAAGUGACGGGAGCUCAAAUUCACAGCACAGCCCCACCCUCUUACCAAACCACCCAUCCUCAUUGACUGGAAGCUCAAGCAACAGGCGUGCAGCAACCAACCUACAGAUCUAAAUUUAAUUUUAGAUCUUUAGGUGUUUGGUCUCUGCCAAGCUGCCAUUGUUGGGCUCCUGAGCAAAGCCCUUAACCCUCAAUUGCUCAAGUUGUACUCAUUCAUAAUUGUAAGUUGCUUUGGAUAAAUGCAGCAGCUAAAUCCCAUAAAUGUUAACGGUCUUUGAUUUCAGAUCUCGAUGCAAUUGGUCUUUAAUUUCAGAUCUUGAUGUGUUUGGUCUUAAAUUUCAGAUCUAUAUGUGUUUGGUCUUUAAGUUCACAUCUACAGGUGUUUGGUCUUUAAUUAUAGACUACUGUAUAUUCUAGAUGAGGAGAUUUUUAGUGUCAUCUCACCCUGAGUUCUCUUCUAUUUCUGUAUCUUUAAAGUCUGCAUAACAUAAGCAAAACAACUUUCUAACUAGCAAAUUUUAGGUAACAAAUUUAUUGAAGCAUCCUUUAGUCUUCAAAAUGGAGGCUUCAAGAACACCAUUCAUUUCAGUUCUGUUAGAUGUCUGAUUCACAAAACUGAAACCAAUCCAGAUGUAUAAUUCUGGUUCCGAGAGCUGAAUAAGAAUUUAUGGGUGUAGCACCAGGUAGCCUUAUGUUCCUUCACUGCUGUAAGGUCUGUUGGAUAUCAGCCUUGGUUCACACUCUGAACUGUGGUAGUCUGUAUGUGCAGUUGUUCUAUCUUUGACAAACAUUUUAUUACUCUCAUCUUCACACACUGUUUUAGAUGCUCUUGAGAGUGUGAGGGUAUUGUUCCCUUCCCUGAAACCCAAAAUGGGUUUUAGCCAUCUGUUGGAGACCUGCUUUGCAUUAGAAAUUAGGGUUAGUUUUGCCUUUAUUGUACUGAAUAUGCUUGUGAUUAAAAUUACUUUUAAAGAAAGAAACAAUAUCGUUUUUUAUUGUAAUGAAAUUGUGCAAUUUCAUUUGCCAUUUGUAUCUUGUGAUGCCGCUGUAGCUUUACUAAAGAGGGUCCCGUUUAGGUGUAUGUAUGAGGUUGUGGAUAUAGUCCUGCUUUUUAAAAGUAGUUUAUAAUGCAUUUUAACUAUUACUACUAAUAUUAACAGUAUCAACAAUGUAUUUAUUUAAUUUACACAGAACCCCACAGACAUUACUGAAAAUAGCACAUCAUUGGCUAGAAGUGUCGGCAAAAACUGUUCAGUCACUCAAACCAUCUUAGCUUGAAAUGGGAUUAAAAGUACCUGAGACUAUUAUGUAGUAGCCUUCUCUGGUAUUUUCAUCUGUCAUAUCCGUAUGUUAAAUAUUGUAGUUCAUGUCUUAAUACAUGCAGACUUAGUCUUGACCCUGACAGUACAUUAAAAUUGAACGUGGCCCUUGUAACUGAUGACAGAUGUGCUCCAUUUAAAUACUGUUUAAAUCUUAAAAUUGAGUUUUAUCUUUGGACUAUGAUAUUUCAAGUUCAUUAACAUUACUGCAUCAAUGUGACACAUGGAACUGACAACAUAUUUGCAGAUUGGUUUGUUAAGGAAUAAUCAAACAAACAUGCUUGCUGGUUUUAGUUUGUUUUUUUUUUGCUGGUUCCAGUAUCAGCCACUUUGUAGUAAUACAUUUCUCUUUCAGUUCAGCUCCAUCAUUCUUAGCACACAAACAUCAGCCCCUGAUGGGGAAUCAACAAUCCAUGUGACCUUCUUUCACAAACAAGACAGUAUAUCACAUCUCCCAGUGCUGCUGUACCACACCAAACACAACAGAAAAGUAUUAAUUCAUACAAAGAAAAAUGUCAUAGUGUUCAAGGUAUUGACUUAUCCCUCACAAUUCUCAAACCAAUUGAGCAUCUGGGGGGAUGUGCUGGGAAAAAAAAGUAGCCUUUGAGACUCCACUUCACAGCCUACAGGACUACAGGACUAUAGGACAACGGGCCCCACCUCACAGCCUACAGAACGACAGGCUCCACCUCACAGCCUACAGGACGAUGGGCCAACAGGACGACAGGCUCCACCUCACAGCCUACAGGACUAUAGGACAACAGGCUCCAACUCACAGCCUACAGGACAACAGGCCGACAGGACUACAGGACAACAUGACCACAGGACGACAGGCUCCACCUCAUAGCCUACAGGACAACGGGCCCCAACUCACAGCCUACAGGACUACAGGGUUAUAGGACAACAGGCCCCACCUCACAGCCUACAGGACGACAGGCUCCACCUCACAGCCUACAGGACGACAGGCUCCACCUCACAGCCUACAGGACGACAGGCUCCACCUCACAGACUACAGGACUACAGAAAGACAAGCUCCACCUCACAGCCUACAGGACUACAGAAAGACAAGCUCCACCUCACAGCCUACAGGACAACUGGCUCCACCUUGUGUCCACACCACCACAGCAGUUUGGUACACUAUAUAUUCGGCAGGUUGUGUUACAGCAGAUUGCUGUAGGUCACGAUGGAUUCUGGAACUGGCAUCUUAUUUUAACAGAAGAACAUUUAUUUACGUUUUAAAGCAAAAUUAUCCUCUCACAUGAAGUAAUGCAGAAAAUAUUUAGUUUAGGCACAUUUUAACAAAGCAAAUUCAA